AUGACAGAGGAGAAGGAUUUUGCCGAUAAGGCAGGAGGGAGUGAUAGUCAACAUGAAGACUAUGGAAAAGAAAGCUCUGUGUCUAACCCAAUCAUAGUUGAAAAAAAUGAGACCGUUGAAGUGAUAACUCUCGAUAAGGGGGAAAAUACGGACAUCGAGGACGAUGAUGAGACAAAACAGUCUGAUGAUGAGAAAGGAAACGAGGAGGACGCUGAUUUGUCGAAGAAAGUCUCUGAUAAUGGUGAAGAUGAAUCGGAUAACGAGAGAAAAAGUGAUGGUAGUGAAGAUGAGGUAUCUGAAAGCAAUGAUGAACCGAUAAUAAUGGAGGGUAAGAGAAAAAGAAUUCAAGUAGAAAGGCUAUCCUUUGCCUCACCUGUUGCGAACUCUCCUUCUCGAGUUUCCCUUAUAGGAUUUGGAUCAGGAAAACCUUUAGGAUCUUUCCCUCAUAUUGAGAAUAGCAUUAACAAGAUUCACAGCCUUCAAUUGAAACUUCUCCAUAGAUUACUCUAUACAUAUACUUCCAAAAUGAAUCUUAUUAAGAGAGAAAUACGCUUAUUCAAUGGGUUUCCGUUUGACCCUUUAAGUAAAGAUUAUCAAAAGAAAGUCGAUUUUCUGAAUAGAUUGAACCAAGCUGAUCUGAAAGUGAUGAAACAAGUGCUAGGUAUGAAGUCUCGCGUGAAAAAAGAUCUGAUUGAUGAGCUGCUUUCAUUUCUCUGUGAACCUGACGAGAAGAAGUUUCAUGUCAACAAGAAGAGACACACAACUCCGAAAUCAUCUAGCGAGCCAAAAGCAAAAAGGACCAAGGUCUCGGCAAAGGAGUCAGAGAGUAAUGAUUCUACAGAAGAAUAUACCUCAGACGAAGAGCAUGAAAAAGGGGAGGAAGUAGUUCUAAAGUUUAAAAGCCGAGCAAAAGACAAAAAAAACGUGUCAACAAGUCCUGAAAAAUCCGAUUCUACCAAGACUAAACAAACGCCGAAAAGUGAAACAACUAGAGUGAAAUCCUCUCAAAAAUCCGAAACAUUGAAAGUAAAGACAUUGGGAAAGAACGAUACAGCAAAGGCUAAAUCUACGCCUAAACCUGAAACAAACAAAGGUAAAUCCUCAAUGAGGUCCCAAACAGCUGAAGAGAAAAUCUCUGAAACACCAAAGAGAAAUAAUUCGGAAACCCCGAAGGGCAAAAACCAAACUUCUAAGAAGAGAAAAAAUAUUUGCAAUGACUCGAACCCCACUGAUGAAAUGAUAGUGAGCAUGAUACGAGAAUUACUGAAAGAUGCUGAUUUGACUAUAAGCAUGAGACAAAUGAUUAAUACUCUACACGAGUGUUUCCCUAAUGCUAGUUUCGAGGGACGGAAGGCAUUUCUCAAAGAGAAAGUGAUAAAUGUUGUUCAAGAGUGA
Messenger RNA from Auanema sp. JU1783, 1395 nucleotides. The record is from the annotation of a GenBank genome assembly. Lineage: Eukaryota; Metazoa; Nematoda; Chromadorea; Rhabditida; Rhabditidae.